This is a messenger RNA of Dimorphilus gyrociliatus, 976 nucleotides long. The record is from the annotation of a GenBank genome assembly. NCBI's taxonomy places the organism in Eukaryota, Metazoa, Annelida, Polychaeta, Dinophilidae.
AAUGGUCACGUGACAAUCAUAUGACCAAAGAACGAAGAUGACUAGUCCGAAUAUUGCGUCCUGGACGAUUAAUGGUCUUGUUACUGCACCGGUUACGCCAUUUAACGAAAAUGGAAAUGUUAAUUUUGAUUUGUUCGACUCUUAUGCCGGACAAAUAAAAGAUCAUGGUAUAAAGAAUCUAUUUGUUAAUGGAACAACCGGAGAAGCUUUAUCAAUGACUGUUGAUGAAAGAAAGAGUGUAGCCGAGAAGUGGAUGGAAGUUGGAAAGUCUAGAUUCGAGAAAAUUAUUGUUCACGUUGGAACUGGUAAUUAUAUGGAAUCGAUGCAAUUGGCGAAGCACGCUGAAUCUAUUGGAGCGGAUGGAAUCGCUUGUGUAGCUCCUAGUUAUUUGAUCCCUUUGAGGAUGGAAGAUUACGUUAACUAUAUAGCUAAAGUCGCUUCAGCCGCUCCUAAUACGGCGUUUUUCCUAUAUGAUAUCAAUUUCUUGACAGGAAUUAACCUUUCAGUAACGGAAUUCUUUAAAAAGGCUAAAUCGCAAAUUCCAACUUUAAAAGGACUUAAGCACACUUCUCCCCAACUAGAUAGCAUCCACAGAGUACUAACUGAUCAUCCAGAUAUGAUAAUGAUGAUGGGCACUAAUGACCUUUUCCUCGAGGGUUUAGUACUUGGGUGCAAAACUACCAUCUGUGAUAGUUUCCUAGGUCACGUUCUAAGUAAUACAAAGGAGGCGUUUGAUAAGGGUGAUGUAGGUCGAGCAAGAGCAUGCCAAAAGAGGGCAUUAGAUUUAAUGACAGUAAGGAGGCAAAUGGAGCUAACUGUUCCCGGUGGUUCGAAAGCUAUAUUAAGAUGCUUAGGCUUAGCUGUCGGUCAGCCAAGGUUGCCAGUAGCUCCUAUGACGGAGUCAGAAGAAAACCUCUUAAAAGAGUUUCUAAAAGAGAUUGGUUUUUUUGAGUGGUAUAUGGAAAAACUUCAAUAA